UCGAUGAGUUAUGAACAAAGUUGUUUCAGAUGCCGGGUAGCUUUCUGAAAUUUUUUGUGGUUUUUGUUCACUUUCGGCACAAAUUAAGUUUAAAUUUUGUUUAUUAAGUUCUUUUAUUUGAUAAUUAAAAAAAUAUGUCCGACGAUGAGGACCUCCAAUAUGUUAAAAGGCAACGAACGCUUCAUUAUGGUUCACUUGAGGAAGUAGAAAGAAAGCGUCAAGCUGCAGCUAUUGUUUCAAGCGGUAAUCCUGCAGCAAUAACUUGUACUUCAAGUGGUGGAGUAACGAAUCAACUUGAGGAUAUCGACUCCGAUGAAGAUUAUGAAGAAGUAAAGAAACCUUCCGCGCCUUCCUUGCCUCCUACAUCGGGUGCAUUGGCAAAUAAGAUCGAUGAUGAUUAUUUCGACUUGGAAACUGAAGUAGCAAAGGACAAGGAAGCGCUUCUCAAAGAAUUUGAACGAAAAAAGCGCGCACGGCAAAUAAAUGUUUCCACAGACGACGCUGAAAUAAAAGCCAACUUGCGGCAACUCAAUGAACCAAUAUGCUAUUUUGGCGAAGGACCUGCUGAGAGGCGACGUCGAUUAAAAGAAUUGUUGGCUAGCUUGGGAGAGAAUGCGAUCAAACAAAAGCAGACGGAAGAAGAAGAGCGAAAGCAACUUCAGAAAGAACAAGAGUCAACAUGGUAUCACGAAGGACCUGAAGCUUUACGUGUUGCAAGAAUUUGGCUUGCUGAUUAUUCAUUACCGCGAGCAAAAGAGCGCCUAGAGCAUGCGCGCUGCCAACUGGAUAUACCAAGUGCGACUCGUGCAGGACGCAUGGUGGAACUUCAAAAGAGGCUGCAUUCACUUGCACCGCAAUGCAGUCAAGUGGGCGACACACGUCCAGUUAGUGGAGUGGCUUUUAGUGAAGAUUCUAAAUUGCUCCUUACAUCAUCAUGGUCAGGGCUAUGCAAAGUUUGGACAGUACCAGAUUGCAAGUUAUUGCUGACACUGCGUGGCCACGCCAGUUACGUUGGUGGUGUUGCAUUUCGACCCGGGGUGUCACAAGAGGAUGGUAAUGUUGUGACAAUGGCUUCUGGAGGACAUGAUGGUGCUGUUAAAUUGUGGGGCUUCAAUUCUGAAGAAUCGUUAGCUGAUAUAACUGGUCAUAUGCCGCAUCGUGUUUCUAAGUUAGCAUUUCAUCCAUCGAGUCGAUUUCUCGCUACGGCAUGCUAUGAUUCUUCAUGGCGCCUUUGGGAUUUAGAACAGAAAACAGAAGUUUUGCAUCAAGAAGGGCAUGCCAAAUCCGUACAUUGUCUGAGCUUCCAAACCGAUGGCAGUGUUAUUGUAACCGGUGGACUUGAUUCAUUCGGGCGCGUGUGGGAUCUCAGAACAGGUCGAUGCGUAAUGUUUCUAGAAGGCCAUUUAGGAUCUAUUUUCGGAGUGGAUUUUUCACCCAAUGGCUUCCAUAUUGCCACAGGUUCUCAGGAUAAUACUUGUAAAAUUUGGGAUUUACGUCGACGCCAGCCUGUUUACACUAUGCCUGCGCAUACAAAUUUAAUAUCGGACGUGAAAUACCAACGUGAUGGUGGUAAUUUUCUUGUUACUUCGUCUUACGAUUGUUCUACAAAAAUAUGGUCAAACAAAACAUGGCAGCCAUUAAAAACGUUAUUAGGACAUGAUGGAAAAAUAAUGGCCGUGGACAUCUCGCCGAAUUCGCAACAUAUUGUAACGGCUUCAUUCGAUCGUACCUUUAAGCUCUGGGCUCCGGAAAGCUGAUGCUAAUGGACAGCAUUUUUCAUCUUCAUGUGGAUGCCUUAUUCUUGGUUUUGAUUAUUAUUAUUACUUAUCAUUAAAAUUCACUGCGAAGUUACAUAGUUUAUUUUUGUAUUGUUAAAUAUGCUAAUGUUGAAAUGUUAGACCACUUAUUUUUUCCAUAGAACGGAACGAGGAUUUAACAUAUCUUUAAUGUUUCUUACAGUAAUGUACCAACGAUCGAAAAUUUCAUUGAAUAAGCAACUCUAAAACGUAUUGCGCAAAGAUCUUUAGGUAAAAAAGAUUAAUUAAAUAUACGCUGAGCAAACAUCCACUUUGUAUUUGAAUGAGAAGAAUAAUGUAAUUAAAUAUAAAAUAAAAGUGAUUUGUUAUGCAUUAAAAUAAA
Anastrepha obliqua is the source of this 2139-nucleotide messenger RNA. RefSeq names its product U4/U6 small nuclear ribonucleoprotein Prp4 (gene U4-U6-60K). Bases 135 to 1757 code for a protein of 540 amino acids. Lineage: Eukaryota; Metazoa; Arthropoda; Insecta; Diptera; Tephritidae. The transcript is spliced from 2 exons. Gene Ontology annotation, molecular function: protein binding; U6 snRNA binding; U4 snRNA binding. The record is from RefSeq and is a predicted model, not a curated record. Gene Ontology annotation, biological process: mRNA splicing, via spliceosome. Gene Ontology annotation, cellular component: U4/U6 x U5 tri-snRNP complex.